Molecule: messenger RNA, 660 nt
Organism: Botrytis deweyae
Lineage: Eukaryota; Fungi; Ascomycota; Leotiomycetes; Helotiales; Sclerotiniaceae
Exons: 1
Coding region: 1-660 (219 amino acids)
Source: RefSeq, a predicted model, not a curated record
AUGGCUAGAGCUCAAGCUCCACGACUGACGGCCCCUACAUCAUGGAUCGCAAUUCAAAUCCCCGUUAAUAAACAUAUCUCAGAUAGGAAAUCAGAAGAAGGAAAGAAGUGGCUUGAAAUUAUCAAACCGCUCACAAAGGAAUUACAGUCAGGUUUCGAACAUGGAGUAUGGGGUCGAUUGGUUGAACGACCCAACGAAGUUUGGCUCAUCACUGGCUGGGAAUCUUUGGAAGCCAUACGAAAAUUCGAGGAAUCGGAUGUGUAUGAAGGACAAUUGAAAGUAUUGAGAGAGCUUUCGGAGGGGAAAGAACCAAUCAUUACACAUGCUCAACUAUCAGGGGACUUCUGGAACAUGUUGACUGAUUUUACUGGGAUUACGGAUGUUUAUUUCCCGGAGGACGUAGAGGACGAGGCAAAGAAGAGGGUUAAUGACUUGAAAGGGUUGAUUUACUUCUUUGCGCCCGGAAAGAAGUCUGGUAAGAGUGCAUACAGCGGAAAGGCAAUUAAGGGUUGGGUGAGUGAACCGGUCGAGUUUGAGGAGAAGCAAACCAGAGUCAUGAGGUAUCUGCAUUACUGGCACAGUAAAGAAGGGGAAGAAGAAUUCAAAGUAGAAGCUGGAUUUUUCAUAGAAGCUGGAGAAUCGAAGAACAUGUUCAGUUAG